AUGACGUCGCAACAGCUUGACUGCAUGCAAGGAAGAUCAGCGCUAACGACCAGAUCCUCUCAAGAGGUAGAAAGGAGAUUAUUGAAAAUGGAUCCAGAGGAAUAUCAAGAUCCUGCCCUACAGGCAGCGAUUAACGCGUCUUUAAGAGACCUUGCCACAAGUCAUCAAAAUCAGCCUUCCUCUGCAGGAACGCAGAGAGACGUUGUGGAUCUCACUGGCGAUUCGGAUGACGAUGAGCCACGUCCAAAGGCAGCCAAGUCAGUAGAGCUUAUUGAGGAGACUAAUGAUGAGCAAGACGAAGACCUGAAUAGAGCCAUCGCGUUGUCGAUGCAGGAUAUGAAUACCCCUUCCCCACAGCCACAACAGUCAGAGAAGCUGGACGCUGGUCAAAAUGGCACCGUUCAUGUUUCUCAGGAAGAGAGCUCCGCUUCAAAUUCUGCCCCCAACAUAUUUGGGCUACUCGGUAUAGACCGGAAAAAACAAGAACAGGAACGUCUGGCGCGUGUUGCAAAACGAAAGGCAGAGCAGAGCAUUCCUCCGCCGCCAGCAAGCAGGGAGAGCAAAAUAGCAAGACCUAACACAUCUCUCCCCAGCGAUAGAAAUUUGGGUCAGCCACUCUCUACAGCUACAUUGGGUCCGUCAAGCACUCAAUCAAGUUCACCUCUUGCCAGACAAGCACCGGCUGAAAAGGAAAAGCCAGCAAAUGCAACGCCAUCGUCCAUUCCAUCUAUCCAGUUCCCAAAGGGUGUCGUCAAGAAGACGUGGGUCUUUGGCUGUCCCAGGAAGGGAGACGAUAUCAAGAUCGAGGAAGUCUUUCAGCGGUCUGAUCUGGAGCUUGCCAUUCUGAGCGCCUUCCAAUGGGAUAUGGAGUGGCUGUUCUCGAAGCUGGACACGGCUAGAACCAGGUUUCUCUUGGUUAUGCAGGCGAAGGAGGAAUCUACGAAACGCCAAUAUGAGGCAGAGACAGCGCAGAUGAGCAAUCUUCGAUUGUGCUUUCCACCCAUGGAUGGCCAGGUCAAUUGCAUGCACUCCAAACUCAUGCUCCUCUUCCAUCCCAACUAUCUGAGGAUCGUGAUUCCAAGUGCCAAUCUAGUGCCUUAUGACUGGGGGGAAGCUGGUGGAGUUAUGGAGAAUACUGUCUUUCUCAUCGACCUGCCGAAGAAGCCUGAGCACAGCGCAGAUGAAAAGCCAACGACUGCCUUUUACGAAGACCUCGUCUACUUUCUACGGGCAAGUACCCUACAUGAGAAUCUUAUCUCAAAGCUUUCGAACUUCGAUUUCAGCGAAACCGCCCGGUAUGCUUUUGUUCACACAAUUGGGGGAUCGCACAGCGGCGAUGCGUGGAGACGAACUGGCCACUGCGGCCUCGGAAGAGCCGUGACAACUUUGGGACUACGAACUCAUAAGCCGAUGAACAUUGAUUUUGUUACCUCUUCUGUCGGAUCGUUGACCGAUGAGUUUAUGAGAUCCAUAUAUCUCGCAUCCCAAGGCGACGAUGGCUUGACGGAAUUUACUCUGCGAACCUCCAAGACGUUUCCAGCCAAGAGUCGAGCCGACCCCAAGGUCCUUGUCGAGAAGACCACCGGCGAGGAAUGGAAGGAUCGCUUCAGGGUUUAUUUCCCGUCGGAACGAACGGUGAAGGAAUCCAAAGGCGGUCCCAUGAACGCUGGGACCAUCUGCUUCCAAUCGAAAUGGUACGCAGGACCGAAAUUCCCACGGCACGUUUUGCGCGACUGCAUCAGUCGGCGGGAUGGGCUCUUGAUGCACAACAAGAUGCUCUUCGCACGACCUGAAAUACCGAUCCAGCUCCCUGAUGGGUCUACCUGCGAGGCGUGGGCAUACAUCGGCAGCGCGAAUCUAUCCGAGAGUGCGUGGGGCCGAUUCGUCCAAGACCGCACGACGAAGGAACCAAAACUGAACUGCCGAAACUGGGAAUGCGGUGUCCUGGUCCCAAUCAUUCGACCGGCACCAUCAGCAGGAGAAGACAAAACUGGAGACAACGACGAAAGGAAGAAGAAAGCAGACAUGCACAUCGACAUCGCAGACGUCUUUGGCGACACGGUUCCCGUGCCCAUGCAUGUCCCUGCCCGUCCGUACGGGCCGGACUUGAAGCCGUGGUUUUACAUGGAGGAUUAA
Molecule: messenger RNA, 2136 nt
Organism: Rasamsonia emersonii CBS 393.64
Lineage: Eukaryota; Fungi; Ascomycota; Eurotiomycetes; Eurotiales; Trichocomaceae
Exons: 9
Coding region: 1-2136 (711 amino acids)
Biological process (GO): double-strand break repair; single strand break repair
Cellular component (GO): nucleus
Molecular function (GO): single-stranded DNA binding; double-stranded DNA binding; 3'-tyrosyl-DNA phosphodiesterase activity
Source: RefSeq, a predicted model, not a curated record